Molecule: messenger RNA, 924 nt
Organism: Cyclopterus lumpus (lumpfish)
Lineage: Eukaryota; Metazoa; Chordata; Actinopteri; Perciformes; Cyclopteridae
Product: olfactory receptor 52N2-like
Exons: 1
Coding region: 1-924 (307 amino acids)
Biological process (GO): G protein-coupled receptor signaling pathway
Cellular component (GO): membrane
Molecular function (GO): G protein-coupled receptor activity; olfactory receptor activity
Source: RefSeq, a predicted model, not a curated record
AUGGAAAGCAACAUGACAAGUGAUAUCCUAAAGAUCCAAGGCUUCGAUAUAUCCCCAAAGUUCACGUACCCUCUGUUUUUCUUACUGCUGUUUGUCUACUUUACCCUGCUUUGCUCUAACAUCGGACUCCUUGUGCUGAUCAUCACUGAGAAGACUUUGCACCAGCCCAUGUACAUUCUUUUCUGUAACCUCUCCAUCAAUGAUAUCAUUGGUAACACAGUACUACUGCCUCAGCUGAUGGCUCACAUCAUUUCAACGGAGCGGUUAAUCACCUACAACCAGUGUGUGGUUCAAGCCUUUUACAGCCACACGUUCGGAUCCGCCUCACACAUGAUUCUCAUCAUUAUGGCAAUCGACAGAUACGUGGCAAUAUGCCACCCGUUGAGGUACAGCUCCAUUAUGACUACCAAAGCUGUGGUUGUGCUGUCAGCAACUGCAUGGUCGGUGUCCUUAGUGCUGGUGUCUGUCUUGGUAGGUCUCACAGUGAGGCUGUCCCGUUGUCGGUCGCUUAUACAAAAUGCUUACUGUGACAACGCGUCACUGUUUAAGCUUUCCUGCGAGAAUAUGUCAAUCAACAAUAUCUAUGGACUCUUUUUCACCGUUUUGCUGUUCAGCUGCUCAAUGGGAGGAAUAGCUGUGACCUAUUUCAGAAUAGCUGCCGUCUGCUGGAUCAGGAAAAGCAAAGAGUUGAAUAACAGAGCAAUUCAAACCUGUGCCAGCCACCUUGUUCUUUAUCUUAUUAUGCUCUGGUCGGGGUUCUUAACAAUUAUAUUGCAUCGUUUUCCAAAUCAUCCAGAUUUAAGGAAAAUUGCCUACAUUUUAUUUCAUGUGGUCCCUGCUAAUUUGAAUCCAAUCAUUUAUGGAAUGCAAUCAAGAUCAUUACGUGAUAAAAUCAUCCAAUUACUGCAAAGAAAAGUGACCUGA